Messenger RNA from Sordaria macrospora k-hell, 522 nucleotides. RefSeq lists its product as uncharacterized. NCBI's taxonomy places the organism in Eukaryota, Fungi, Ascomycota, Sordariomycetes, Sordariales, Sordariaceae. The record is from RefSeq and is a predicted model, not a curated record.
AUGUCUUCCACCACUGCCACCAGAACCACCACCACCACCACUCACAGCAACAUGACCGACGACGAGCUUGACCGCGACUGGAAGCCCAAUGGCCGUCGCCCGCAAUCCACCAUUGCGCGCAACUUCUCCCAGGAGCUGAUGGACAUCUUCCGCAUCGACAAGGACAUCACCGACCUCGCCGACCAGGGCGACAAGCGGUCAGCCCCCGCCAAUGCCAACAACGCCAACGCCACGAUUGACAUCGACCUCGACGCCCGAAAGCAAGAAGUCGACAAGAAGGCAUCCGAACUCGAAGCCCUCGAGAGGCGUCUCCGUGAGAUGGAGGAGAAACUCAAGAGUCAGUACCCAGCAGCUGCCAUCGGCACCCAGGCAAAGCCAUCACAACUCCACACUCCCCAGAACCAGCAACAAAACAAGGGCAGGCCAGGGUCCGCGAGACAGAGCCAACAGGCGCCAGUUUCCGGAGCGAUGCCGCCUACUCCGAUAGGAAGUGAAGACGGCGACCGUGAACACCACCACUGA